Phytophthora nicotianae INRA-310 is the source of this 1398-nucleotide messenger RNA. RefSeq lists its product as hypothetical. Lineage: Eukaryota; Oomycota; Peronosporomycetes; Peronosporales; Peronosporaceae. The coding region runs from base 1 to 1398 and encodes 465 amino acids. The record is from RefSeq and is a predicted model, not a curated record. The transcript has 2 exons.
AUGGCCACCCCAAACGCUUUAGAAGGCUCCACGGACGUUGCAAAAUCAACCGCAACUUUCGCCGCCGGUGCCUGUUCCCUCGAACUUCCUGACUUAGAUCAAGACGCUUCGAUAAUAGACUUCGGUUUGGACUUUCAUGGCAUACCCCACUGCAUCGAUGCCUCCAUCUCCGAAGCUAUUUGGCAAGGAGUACCCAUCCAAGGUGAUGGUAGACACGCUUUGAAGGCGCUGGGGCGACACGAAGAGGAUGAUACUUUUAAUUUCCCUCAUUCGUCUGGUUUCACCCCCACUCCAGCACAAAGACCGAAGCGGAGCAGGGUACCAACUUGGAAGAAGAUUAAAGCGCUACGAGACGAGGUUGCCGAACUGACGGCUCGAUUGCGUACAUUGGAGGCAGAUCAGCAACGGAACGCUCAACAAACCCCCCGAGAUCUGAAUCCACUCAAGCGCUCCGAACUCUGGAAACAGAUUGCAGAGAGGCAGCUUGAACACCGGCAAAUCUCGGAAGAAGAAAACAUGAUGCUUCGUGAACUCAUGCACGUUCAGAUCCAAGAAGCCAGGAGCUUGCGGUGGGUGUUAAAGCGUCGAGAUAAAAUCAAGCUGUUGGGAACUGUACUCGGUGUAGAAGACUACUUGGAACCACCGAAGACUGCACCACUACCCGAUGUUACUCAAAGCGGCACGCAAGCAUUCGAGAAGAUUAUGCUAGACGUUGACCAUCUAUAUGUUCGAGCCGAAUCCAUAUUCAUGGAAAAGGGCAUACAGAAAAUCCCGUAUCCUGGCCGAAAACGUCGAGCCGUGGCUACCGCUCUAAACGGUGUGCGUUAUGAGCUGAUCGACCGAAGGGCGAUACCAUUCAGCUCCAAAGCAAUAGAAGAAGCGAUGUGGGACGCGCUUACCCAACUGGUGUUGACGGAAUUACAGUGCGUCAAAAUCACUGACACAGACGUCCAGUUUCAGACCGAGUACUCCGACCAAACCACAGCAACAUCGCUUACCAGCCUCUUCGUCACGUACUAUGGUACCGGCAACUUCGUGAUGUCAGUUAAGGUGCAGAAAAUCGUGCGUAAGUAUGUCGAAGAUAGUCGCUCCGUGUUCAUCUAUAGGCUCUACGUCGAGCCAAAAACUGCAAGUGAUCAAGUUGGCGUCCGCAUAGUGGUCACUUUAGUGCUGGAAGUGCAGUAUCACGGCGCGAUUUUUGCAGGUGACACUGCGUUGUUACAGGGAUACUUUUACGUGACGCGGUAUGACGAAGGUCUACCUGCAGGUCAAUUACUGCGAUUGUCCGCCAACCUGGACCUAGGCCUAGUAGUGUGGGAAGAGUUGGUCUUCCGGAUUUACCGUCACAUGGAAAACAAUCUGCCGGGGGAAACGUGCGCAGAAAAUGUUAGUGUUUAG